This is a messenger RNA of Rotaria socialis, 993 nucleotides long. The record is from the annotation of a GenBank genome assembly. NCBI's taxonomy places the organism in Eukaryota, Metazoa, Rotifera, Eurotatoria, Philodinida, Philodinidae.
AUGACUUUUACAACAAUAUCUCAAUCUAAAAGUGUUGGCUCAUCUGAUGGGCGUCGUUAUGUGAUGGAUUUAAUGAAGCCACUAAUUGUAUUUCAAAUACAUCUAUUGAGAGAUGUUCUUCGUUCAGCUAUGGAGUUUUUGAGACAAAUUGGAAAACGUGGUUUAUGUUUGGAUGAAUUUGCAGUGAAUUUUGAUGCAGCACGAGCAACAAUUUCGCAAGCUAUGAAUGCUUUUGACUUUGUUACGUAUAAAGCAACGUUAAGUAACAUUAAACAAUAUGCCCUGUUGACCAAACUAACAUCACAUUCAACAAGGGGCCAACAACAAUCUGCUAACAUUGAUUUUGAUGAAUGCGAAUUAAAAACGACGGGUGACGAGUUUGUUCAAAACGUUUUAGAAUCACUAGAUGAUCGUUUCAAUGGUGAAGCAAAACAAAUGAUUCAAGAUUUAUGCACAUUUUCUUCUCCAUCAAACCUUUCACCUGAAGAGUUAAUUAGUAAUUCUUUAAUACAGAAAUAUACAUCGCCAAUCACAUACAUACACAAGAGUGUGGAUGAGAAAGUAUACGAACGCACGGAUCAGCCUUUACUCAAUAUUAAAUUUUUAAAAAAUGAUGUUUACGCUUUCUUAAAAAUUGUUCAAAACAUCAGUUCAAUUCCAUCAAUCCUAUUGAGGCUGGCAAAACUUGGUAGUGAACAAUGUCCAGAAUGGUUUCGAUUAUACCAAAUACUAGCGACAUUUGCAGUUGGUUCAAAUGAAGCCGAACGAAUGUUUAGCAUAUUACGAAGAAUAAAAUCCUGGUUGAGAAACCGACUCAAUGAUACUACCAUCGAAAUCUUAUUGAAAUUGUCUAGCCUUAAUAUACAGCUCACUGAUGAUGGAAUUGACUUCAUUAUUCAAGAUUUCAUAAAAAGUCCAGGACGUGCAAAAUCACGAAAUGUAACAUUAUUUUUUGAAUCUGAUCAAUUGAAACAGAAAGAUGAUGAGUUUUGA